GGGGCCAUCUCAAAGUUGCCCACCUAUUAAACCCAAUCUUUGUAGUCCUCGUUACUUUCCACUGCUCGGUUCCGACAAGAGUGACGGUGCCGUUCCUUGUCCCCGGGGGUAAAACAACAACAAAAAAAACCCUGCUCUAGCUUCAAGCCCUGGAGGCGCCCUGCCUACUGCAGCCUCCAGGAGGCGGGCACAGCAGCUGGGAGAGGUCUGCAGCCCGCCAAUGGCUGGGGCCCAGCAGAGGAACAGGACGAUCCUUUAAUCCUCACGUCACAUCACGGUGCUGGCCCCGCCCCUUUACCAGCAGUCCCGCAGUGGACCGGUCCUCCUGGCGUACAUCUAACAGGCCCAUCCCCUGACAGCUUGGUCAUUAACUCCUCAAUUUGCUGAACUCCCUGGAUGGCAUAGACAAGGUAGAGGUCUGCCACAAUGCUGCUGCUGCUGCACAGAGCUGGGGUCCUGGGCCUCAGACAGGCCUGCAGACUCAAGUGUACCCACUCGAGGCUCUGCAUUCAGGCCUGCUCUACAAAUGAUUCAUUUCAGCCCCAGUGCCCCAGACUUGCCUUCUCUAGAGAUAACUCUAGGACCAGGGGAUGGAGAGUCAUGGGGACCCUGCUAGGCCUCGGGGCAGCGUUGGCCUAUCAUGACCACCGUUGCAGGGCUGCUCAGGACUCAACACGCAUAUACACAAGGGAGGAAGUAAAAUCCCACAGCAGCCCUGAAACUAGGAUCUGGGUGACUUUGGGAUCUGAGGUUUUUGAUGUCACAGAUUUUGUGGACCUACACCCUGGGGGGCCAUCAAAGCUGAUGCUGGCAGCCGGGGGUCCUCUAGAGCCCUUCUGGGCCCUCUAUGCCGUUCACAACCAGUCCCACGUACGUGAGAUACUAGCUCAGUACAAGAUUGGGGAGCUGAGCCCUGAAGACAAGGCGCCAUCCACCUUGAAGACCUCUGACCCUUACGCUGACGAUCCUAUACGUCACCCAGCUCUGAAGGUCAACAGCCAGCGUCCCUUUAAUGCAGAGCCCCCCCCUGAACUGCUAACGGAAAACUAUAUCACACCCAACCCUAUCUUCUUCACCCGAAACCAUCUGCCUGUACCUAACCUGGACCCAGACACCUAUCGCCUGCAUAUUAUAGGACCACCUGGGGGUCAGUCACUGUCCCUAUCCCUGGAUGACUUGCACCGGUUCCCCAAGCACGAGAUCACAGCCACUGUACAGUGUGCUGGCAACCGGCGCUCUGAGAUGAGUCAGGUAAAAGAAGUAAGAGGUCUGGAAUGGAGUACAGGGGCCAUUAGUACUGCACGCUGGGCCGGGGCACGACUAUGCGAUGUGUUAGCCAAGGCUGGUCACCAACUCCGUGAUACCGAGGCCCAUGUUUGCUUUGAGGGACUGGACUCAGACCCCACAGGAACUGCUUAUGGGGCAUCGAUCCCUCUGGCUCGGGCCAUGGACCCUGAAGCUGAGGUCCUGUUAGCAUAUGAAAUGAAUGGGCAGCCUCUGCCUCGUGACCAUGGCUUUCCUGUGCGGGUGGUGGUUCCUGGUGUGGUGGGUGCCCGCCACGUCAAAUGGCUGGGCAAAGUGAGUGUGGAACCAGAGGAAAGUUACAGCCACUGGCAGCGGCGAGAUUACAAAGGCUUCUCUCCAUCUGUGGACUGGGACUCUGUAGAUUUUGACUCAGCUCCAUCUAUUCAGGAACUUCCUGUCCAGUCAGCCAUCACAGAACCCAAGGAUGGGGAGAUCAUAGAGUCAGGAGAGGUGACUGUCAAAGGCUAUGCAUGGAGUGGUGGUGGAAGGGCUGUGGUCAGGGUAGAUGUGUCUCUGGAUGGGGGCCUAACCUGGCAGGUGGCUGAGCUGGAUGGGGAGAAACAGUACCCCCGAAAGGCCUGGGCCUGGCGGCUAUGGCAACUUCAAGCCACUGUGCCACCUGGGAAAAAGGAAUUGAACAUUACUUGUAAGGCUGUUGAUGACAGCUACAAUGUGCAGCCAGACACCGUGGCCCCAAUCUGGAACCUGCGAGGCGUGCUCAGUAAUGCCUGGCACCGUGUCCAUGUCCGUGUCGCCCCAUGAGAAGGUGAAAUGGAACCAUCUACUACCCAGAGCCACCUUCUCAAUGCCUUUCCACACCCAUCCUUUAGCGUCAUUUCCACAGCAAAGCCUUUCCCACCAUCUCUCCACUCCUUGGAUCAGAAUCUUGUACUAUGCUUUCCUCAGCCACACAUAGGUACACAGGCAAAACCCUCUUUUGUUACUGCUUCAUGUUUCUGGCCACUGACCCUGUGCCAGGAGGUGAGAGUCAUCAGAGAAAGGGGCUAGAAGUGGGAAAAGUAUUUCCGGAAACAAGCAUUAUUUUCUCUUCCUCCUGCACCUCCACUUCUAACGUUUAUCACCACUGAAGCCUUGUAUUUUGCUUUUCUUCUUGGAUUCUUCAGAGAAUGUGGAUAUAUGUAAGCUUAAAAAGUAGCUAUGUGACUUUCUAUUGUCUCUCUGGGUUGCCAGGGGUAUGAGUAGUGCAACCCUCUCCCUUUAUUAUUACACUUUUAUAAAUAUUUCAAUAAAACAUCUGUUUAAGACUACAACACUAAAAAAA
Phyllostomus hastatus (greater spear-nosed bat) is the source of this 2587-nucleotide messenger RNA. RefSeq names its product sulfite oxidase (gene SUOX). The transcript is spliced from 5 exons. The record is from RefSeq and is a predicted model, not a curated record. Bases 427 to 2067 code for a protein of 546 amino acids. Gene Ontology annotation, molecular function: oxidoreductase activity; heme binding; molybdenum ion binding. NCBI's taxonomy places the organism in Eukaryota, Metazoa, Chordata, Mammalia, Chiroptera, Phyllostomidae. Gene Ontology annotation, cellular component: mitochondrion.